Molecule: messenger RNA, 817 nt
Organism: Macadamia integrifolia
Lineage: Eukaryota; Viridiplantae; Streptophyta; Magnoliopsida; Proteales; Proteaceae
Product: early nodulin-like protein 2
Exons: 2
Coding region: 95-685 (196 amino acids)
Cellular component (GO): plasma membrane
Molecular function (GO): electron transfer activity
Source: RefSeq, a predicted model, not a curated record
ACCUCCAAAACUCACCAUCUCUUUCAGUCUUCGCCACUGUUACUCCUCUGCUUCUACUCUAUAGUCUUAACUCUACUGUGCUUUCCCUUCAGCAAUGGCUUCUCUUUCAGCAACCAAGGUUUGCAAAUUUUCGUUCUUCGCCAUUCUUUUCCUGACCACCGUAGCUACCGUCUCUGUGUCUGCUGUGGAGUUCUAUGUCGGAGGUAACAGGGGUUGGGUUAAACCCACUGGAACCGAGACCGAGACCUACGAAGAAUGGGCCAAUCAGAACAGAUUUCACGUCGGAGAUUCCCUCUAUUUCAAGUACCAAAAUGAUUCCGUGCUUAUGGUGAACUACAAAGACUACAAGAACUGCGACGUUUCGAAUCCGAUAUCCAAAUUUAACGACGGGGAGACAGUUUACAGAUUUGAUCGUUAUGGUUUCUUCUACUUCAUCAGUGGAGAGCCCGGGCACUGCAAAUCCGGUCAGAGACUUGAUAUUAGGGUUAUGGUUCACCCUCGAAUAGAGCCAACCGGUUCGGCUCCCUCGCCAGGAUCAGGCAGUGGUGGAGCCGGUGGUGGAACAGGUGGUGGCGCCGCUGCAGCACCGGCUACUCCAAAUUCUACAGUUAAACUCGCAGUUGGAUCUUAUUUCAAGUCUGCCAUUGGGGGCAUGAUUGUCUUUUUCUAUUGUUUGUUUAUGUAGGAAUUUAGGAUUCAUGGUAGGCUCGUAGCUAGUUUCUUUCAUGUUACUUCGUUAGUUUUUUCAUUUCUAUUGUAUUCUUUCUCAUUUAUGAUUUGACAUUGAAUUGAGAUGAUCAUUUCUAUAUUUGUUUAA